Molecule: messenger RNA, 611 nt
Organism: Pogona vitticeps (central bearded dragon)
Lineage: Eukaryota; Metazoa; Chordata; Lepidosauria; Squamata; Agamidae
Source: RefSeq, a predicted model, not a curated record
GGGUGGGGCGCGAGGAAGCCGUUCAGUGCGCAGGCGUGGCCCUCGGUCCCCCGCCGCCGCCGCUCUUCUGGCCCGCCGCGGCUGACGCGUCACAUUCCACCUCGACGCGUCCGGGCUUGAGCGAGAGGAACGGGAGGCACUGCCGGUUUCUGCCGAGACGAGCGGGCGGGCAGGCAGGCAGGCAGGGAGAGGGCACAGACAGAGCCGGGCGCGGGCCGCCGACCCACCUGUCCCGUUGGGAGGAGACGCUUUGACUCAGCUCCGUCGAUCGAAACGGCCGCCGGGAGGAUGCGCCGCCGCUCCCUGGCCCGAAGAGGCAGACGGGGGAGACGAUGAAGGGGCUGCCCCGUCGGCCUCUCUUCCUGGCCUCUUGCUUCCUUCUGGGCUGCUUCCUCGGGGUCCCCCGCUGGCAUGUCUCUUGUAAAGAAAGUCCUUCUUCUGUGUCUUUGUUGUCAGCAAAUGAGAACUAUCUCUUGGCAAAUGUGGAUGGGAACAUCCAGGAAAAGGAAGAGACUGAUAGAUCCACUGCAACAUUGUCUUUUGAAUACACUGCUCCUAUUGUAGAUACUUAUACUGAUGAAUGUUCAGUUGACUGUGUGAAGCAAAGAGAG